CACUGCAAUAAAACCCUCCUAGACUUCCUGGAGAACUCGUGCAAGAGUGAGAUCCCAGCAGUAAGUAUGUCCGAGUGGAAGAAGAGAUGUGCAGAGGAAUGGAGCCUGCAGGGCGCACCGAUGCCCGACAGUCAGGACUGGAAGUCCGUCUACGACGCAAAACCGCUGGGGAGGAAUCUGCUGAAGAAUCCGUCGCCUCACGGAGUUAGCAAGGACACCCCUCCACCUGAACCCGACCUGCCUGAAGAGCCAAGACGUGGACCUCCAUGUUUCCAACCUGAUGGGGACUUUAGCGGCUGGACCACAAGCACUGAAACACUCCCCUACGACCGCAGUGGAAUCCCAGCAGGUGCUGUGAUCUGCCAGCUGCCGCAAUACAGCUGGUUCACCAUGGAGCAGGUCGUGGAUCUGAAGGCAGAGGGAUUGUGGGAUGAACUGCUGGACGACUUUCAGCCUGAAAUAUUCAUCCAAGACUGGUAUGAGGAGAGUCAGCUGCAUAAAUCCAUCUUUGAGCUGCAUGUGAAGUUACUGGGAGCAGACAAAAUCACAGUGAUCUCCGAGCACAGCGCCAAGCCCACAGAAGACCGCAGCGCUUACUCGCACACCUGGAAGGAGGUGUCACACGUGUUCUCUGGCUACGGACCAGGGGUAAGGUAUGUCCACUUCCAGCACCGACUGAAAAACCAGUACCUGAACGGCUUCUACGGAACGUUGUGCACCGACAGCUCGGUGAUGGUCAGACCAACUAAAACCAGCGCCUAAGUCCAGUCCUAAAGAAGCUGCAAUGCAGACAUAGUUGCAUCACACUCAAUGUAACCGACCACAUCAACAGAUAUUUCCUUAAUAAUGUUUAUUAUUAGUUUGCUGUUAAUGUACUAAGGAACACAGCAAAUCACUGUAUUUACUUGUAAUGUUGAUAGUUGAGGAAGGUAUUGUGAUGCUUGCUUUAAUUUGGAUUUUGGGUUUUCUUUUGAUGGAGAGCAGAAAGGAAAUUUAACAAUACAGUGUUUUGUGCCAUAAUAAAUACUUUUUUCCCCUCA
Gasterosteus aculeatus aculeatus (three-spined stickleback) is the source of this 1040-nucleotide messenger RNA. It is a transcript of the gene nccrp1, whose product is annotated as P1, F-box associated domain containing. The record is from RefSeq and is a predicted model, not a curated record. Gene Ontology annotation, cellular component: SCF ubiquitin ligase complex; cytoplasm. Gene Ontology annotation, molecular function: ubiquitin protein ligase activity. NCBI's taxonomy places the organism in Eukaryota, Metazoa, Chordata, Actinopteri, Perciformes, Gasterosteidae. Gene Ontology annotation, biological process: glycoprotein catabolic process; ERAD pathway; SCF-dependent proteasomal ubiquitin-dependent protein catabolic process.